Messenger RNA from Neofelis nebulosa (Clouded leopard), 264 nucleotides. RefSeq names its product NADH dehydrogenase [ubiquinone] 1 alpha subcomplex subunit 1-like. The transcript has 2 exons. Lineage: Eukaryota; Metazoa; Chordata; Mammalia; Carnivora; Felidae. The coding region runs from base 1 to 264 and encodes 87 amino acids. The record is from RefSeq and is a predicted model, not a curated record.
AUGUGGUUUGAGAUUCCACCCUGGAUCAGUGUCAUGGCCAUGUGCUUGCUCAUCCCCGGCAUAGCCACUGCACACAUCCACACGUUCGCUAACAGGGGAAAGGGAAAAAAGGCUUUCCAGAUUUUCAUAUCAGUGAAGUUUGAUGGAAAGAGGCACAUCUCUGGAGUUAAUUGUUACUAUGUGUCAAAGCGUUUGGAGACUAUCAAUCAAGGAAUGGACGAGGUAGCCCAUGAGAAGGAGAACAACUCAGGCAGCUGGGAAUAA